ACGACUGAAAGAAAUUUCCAUUCAGUGUUCCACAGUGCUUUGAAUUCGUGCUUUGAACAAGGUCAGUUUCUGUUUGGUGGUCCAUGUGUGAAGCAGGAUAGGAGAAUAUUAUCGUUUGGCUGGGGCUGCAUUUAGCAUCGACUGUAUCCACUCAGUGUAAGUGAGUUGAGUCAAGCAUGCCUUCUUACAAGCUCUUGUACUUUGAUACCCGUGGCCGCGCCGAAGCCACACGGAUGCUGUUCGCUGUGGCGAAUCAGGAGUUUGAAGAUGUCCGCAUCACUAGGGAGGAUUGGCCCAAAGUAAAACCAACCACUCCUCAGGGCCACAUUCCGGUGUUGGUCGUCGACGGUAAACAACUUCCUCAGAGUGCUGCCAUUGAAUCAUUCGUUGCAAAGGAGCUCGGAUUAUACGGCUCUAAUAACUGGGAGGCAGCACAGAUAGAUGUUGUCAAGGAAACACUAAAAGACUUGAUCGACCCUAUGAUCAUGCCCGUAAUGUUUGAGCUAGACAAAGCCAAACAGGCAGAAAACGCCAAGGAGUACUAUGAGAAUGUUGCACCUCCUCAUCUAAAGAAUCUCCAGGAUCUUCUUGAAAAGAACAAAGACGGAAUAGGAUACUUUGUUGGUGAUAAGGUAUCCCUAGCUGACGUCAUCUUCUUCGUCACCAUGGAGUGGUUUGAGAAGCCACCGUACUCCACCAAGGGCCUGGAAAGCUUCCCCAAACUGGUGGCGCUCAAGGAUCGCCUGGCCACCAACGACCUCGCUAAGCAUCUUAGAGAGCGCCCUCAAGUCUAUUGGAUCCAUGAUUGAAAAUUGAGGGCGCUGUUGUAAUAUAUAAAGGUUUUACUGGUUUCAUCUC
Messenger RNA from Patiria miniata (bat star), 858 nucleotides. Its product is annotated as S-crystallin SL11-like. The transcript is spliced from 6 exons. Lineage: Eukaryota; Metazoa; Echinodermata; Asteroidea; Valvatida; Asterinidae. The coding region runs from base 177 to 809 and encodes 210 amino acids. Gene Ontology annotation, molecular function: glutathione transferase activity. Gene Ontology annotation, biological process: glutathione metabolic process. The record is from RefSeq and is a predicted model, not a curated record.